AUUAGUGAAUUCAAGUGUUUCACUCCUCAAUCCAGAAUAUCUCGUUUCUGUUAUGUCUGAAAAAUGAUUCUGAUUCAGUCUUUUACAAGUAAAUUACUGUUCGCCAAUUGAUCGUGAGUAGAAUUUAACUGACCUUAGUGAUUGAUAUAAAUUAUGACUAUGUAUGGAAACGAGUCUUUAACGGUUGAUGAGGAUUGUCCUAUUGGACCAAUUUUGGCCACCCCGUCAAAAGUGGCAGAACGUCAAAAGCAACAACGUACUCUCGAAUAUCUAUUAAAAAUGAACAGACAUAAACGAUCCGAUAAGGUUUUGCCUGAGGAACUUUUUGAUACGGAAACUAAUCACGUAUCUAUAUCAAAUUCUGAAAAUGAUGUGAUCUCCUCGAAAGUAUUGAAUACACUUUGUCAGGAACACGAUAAAUCGGGCGAUUGGAAAGACAACGAAGCUUGGAAAGUGCAAGGACACGUGCAGCCGAAGGUGCCUUCUUGCAAAAUAAGUACUGCUGACUGGAAAUGCAGAAAUUUAUAUAGCAUGUCGAAUUCACAUCGUUACAGUGGUUGGAACACUGGUUAUGCGGACGUAACAGAAAGUCUACAAGAGGAAUUAGCCAAAGAACGAGAGCAAAAUCUGUUGUUUAAUAUUCGCGAUUAUUUGGCUGGAUAUCAAGAAACCCAUGGCACUCCGCGAACAGAGUAUUCCUUCGCUGCACUGAUAAGCGUGAUGGGUCAAACGACAGGCCGGGCUUUGCUUGCUCUAUUCUAUAUCAUAGUCAACAUUGCCCCAGUUGCUGAAGUGUUUUUGUAUAUCUUGCGAUUUGUUCUGGACAAAGUAAUCAACAUCAUCUAUACUCCAGACAAACAACAGAUAUUAGUCAAAUAUUUAGUUCUUGGAUUACAGCUACUAACAAUUUAUAUUUGCCUUAUGUUCAUAUUUGGUUUCAUUAUCACUCCGAUUAUAUACAUGGUUAUUGAGAUUCUAACGAAAAUCAUGUUGCUCAGUUAAACUAGGAUCAAAUUUAGGAAUUAGGAGCGUGGGGUGAGGUAUUUGAAAAAAACUAUAUCUUUUGUAUUUUGUUCGCGCCAUUUCAGGUUUUUUUUUAUUGUUAUACAUAUAUUUUGUGACAGUUUUAUUAAGCAUUUUGUUAAUAUACAUUUAUAUAUUUGUAAUUAUAUGAAAAAAGAAUACAUCCAUUGAGAUAUAAUUUAAUUGUAUGGCAUA
Neodiprion virginianus is the source of this 1218-nucleotide messenger RNA. RefSeq lists its product as uncharacterized. Lineage: Eukaryota; Metazoa; Arthropoda; Insecta; Hymenoptera; Diprionidae. Bases 154 to 1002 code for a protein of 282 amino acids. The record is from RefSeq and is a predicted model, not a curated record. The transcript has 4 exons.